Molecule: messenger RNA, 460 nt
Organism: Rhopalosiphum maidis (corn leaf aphid)
Lineage: Eukaryota; Metazoa; Arthropoda; Insecta; Hemiptera; Aphididae
Gene: RpL38
Product: 60S ribosomal protein L38
Exons: 4
Coding region: 154-402 (82 amino acids)
Biological process (GO): translation; protein-RNA complex assembly
Cellular component (GO): cytosolic large ribosomal subunit; ribosome
Molecular function (GO): structural constituent of ribosome
Source: RefSeq, a predicted model, not a curated record
UUUUGAUAUCACUUAAGUCCGCGUUGCAUGUUGUUUUCUUUCCGUCUCGUUCGAUUGAUGUGUUUCCUUUUUCUGUAAACCUUAAUACGUUUUAGAAGUUUUGAGACAAAAACUUCCUCAACUUUUUUAGUGACAUCGACUACAAAAAAGAUCAUGCCACAAGAAAUUAAAGAAAUCAAAGAUUUCCUCCUGAAGGCCAGAAGGAAGGAUGCCAAAUCUGUCAAGAUUAAGAAGAACAUUGAAAAUGUCAAAUUCAAGGUCCGUUGUUCUCGAUUCCUUUAUACCUUAGUAAUCACAGAUAAGGAAAAGGCAGAGAAACUUAAACAAUCAUUGCCACCUGGUCUUCAAGUGAAGGAGAUCAAAUGUAAAAAAAUGAACACUGAUGAUAAAGAGAAAAAAUGAUAAGGUUGCUUGUGGAUUAACGUUUAUAUAAAAUAUAAUUAACUUUAUUACAUGUAAA